AUGACUUCAGAGAAAAUCGAACAAUCUGAUGUGACCUUAGAUACAGAAAUGAGUUCUGAAUCUAAUACAGUAAUCGAAAAUUCGCCUUCUUUUGAUAAAAAGGAGGAAUUUAACAUAGAAAUUACAGACGAAUAUAAACCAACAGAAGUUAAAUCGGAAGACAAAGUUAAAGUAAAAUUAGGAAAAAUAGAACUACAACUUGUAAUGUUUGGUCUUGUUUGUGGUGUUUUCCUAUCAGCCCUCGAUCAGACUAUAGUUGCGACGGCACUUCCCAAAAUAGCGACGGAAUUUAAAUCUCUCGAUAAAAUUUCAUGGGUUGCAACUGCAUACCUUUUAACAGAAACGUCAUUUCAACCAUUAUAUGGAAAACUAUGCAACAUUUUUGGGCGAAAAGAAAUGUUACUUUUUGCGAUCCUUGUGUUUGAACUUGGGUCGCUUUUAUGUGGACUUGCGUCAAAUAUGACCGUUUUAAUUACGUUUCGUGCAAUAAGCGGAUUAGGUGCAGGCGGCAUUCUGAGUCUAGCCUUGAUUAUUAUCUCGGAUAUUGUCCCUUUGGAGGAUCGUGGAAAAUACCAGGGACUAGUAGGAGCAGCAUUUGGUUUGGCGUCUUUGGCUGGGCCCCUCCUCGGUGGCGCCUUCACUGAUCAUGUGACCUGGAGAUGGGCUUUCUUCAUCAACCUUCCUCUCGGCGCUAUUACGAUUAUCAUAGUUAUUAUCUUUCUCAAGUUCCCACAUAAAAAAGGCUCCUUUCGAAAAAAAUUAGCCCGAAUUGAUUAUUUUGGUGCUACAAUAUUGAUAGGUUCUACUGUCGCUGUUUUGUUGUCGCUGAAUUGGGGAGGGAAUGAGUAUGCCUGGAAUAGUGCUAUUAUUAUCAGUCUUCUUUGUGUUGGAGUCAUCGGAUAUCUAGCGUUCAUCUAUGUUCAAGGUUAUGUUUCAGUUGAACCAAUAGCGCCAGGGUUAUAUUAUCAAGUUGUCCGAAAUGAUACUGCCACCCAAUCUGGUUUAGAAUUAGUUCCGUACGUUAUGGGAGUAGUUAUUGCAGCGAUUUUGUCGGGUCAAAUAAUAUCAAGGACAGACAAGUUUUCAUAUCGUCUUAUCUGUAUGUUAGGUGGCGCAUUCAUGGCCAUAGGUGCUGGAUUAGUUAGUAGAUUUACAGAAUUUACAAGCCGAGGAGAACAAAUUGGUGUCAUGUUUCUUCCAGGAAUUGGUGUUGGUCUAAUUAUGCAGACAACCCUCUUGGCUGCUCAAGCAAUUGUUUCUUACGAUGAUGUUGCAAUCGUAACUGCUCUUUUGAGUUUCUUCAGAACAAUGGGUGCAAUAUUUGGAGUUGCAAUAGUCAGUACGGUAUUUUCAAAUGGAUUGAAUGAAAGUCUGGGGUCAAUUGGCCAGACAUUACUCCAAUAUAAUGUUACGGUCGAGAUACUGAAGCAAAGUCCGUCAGCGGUUAACUUACUACCGCCUGAUGUAAGGGCAGUGGCAAUUCAUGGAUAUAUAGAGGCUCUGCGAAAAGCUUUUAUUGCUAUUAUUCCAAUGGGUGGACUUAGCUUCAUCUCGGCGUUAUUUAUAACGCAGAAUGUAUUCAAAUCACAUUAG
Molecule: messenger RNA, 1593 nt
Organism: Acaulospora morrowiae
Lineage: Eukaryota; Fungi; Glomeromycota; Glomeromycetes; Diversisporales; Acaulosporaceae
Source: the annotation of a GenBank genome assembly